Molecule: messenger RNA, 1663 nt
Organism: Physella acuta
Lineage: Eukaryota; Metazoa; Mollusca; Gastropoda; Physidae
Biological process (GO): carbohydrate biosynthetic process
Cellular component (GO): membrane
Molecular function (GO): sulfotransferase activity
Source: RefSeq, a predicted model, not a curated record
AGUGAAACUUCUAUCACAAAAUGCCGUGUUAAAAGAGUAAGUAAUUAUGUACAUAUGCUGGUAUUUUACUACAAAGAAGAUUACAUUUAAAACAGUGGCCGUUAACAUAGUUUACAUGAGCUAGUUAGGUUUAAAUGCAGCGUAAAUGUGUGUGUUUUCAAAAACAGUGAAUCAUAUGCUGGAAAAUGUUGACGGCAGGUUUUGAAGAACAUCGCAAGGAUAGAAAGUUAUGAACAGACUUCUGUUUCUAAAAUUUAAAUAUUUGAUCCUUGGCGUGCUUUCAACUUCGGUUGUUUUGAAUGUAUACAAUGGCUACUUAAGGCCAAAGAAAAUAUUUGUGGUCAGUCUGCCAGAGAGGCUGGGUCCUGGCUUGGUGCGGCAUGGCCGGGUGUUCGGUAGGAUAGACCGGACCACCACAAGAUGGCCGGCGUUCGAUCUGAAGGCCGUCAGGGAAGACAUGUUGGAGAGAAGGAGGAGAAUCAAGCUGACGUGUGAGGCGAGAAACCACAGUAAAGAGGAGCCUCAGCCCCGUGCUAUCGUGUCCAUACAGAGGGAAGUUCUGUACUGCCCGGUGGAGAAGACGGCCUCAACAUUCUUCAGGCAGCUCUUGUACCAGCUAGACAACACUAACCCGCUCAGAUCACCGUUCGAAGUACCGGUCAAGUUGGUCUACGAAUGCCCCACUGCCCUGGUCUAUCUCAAGUACCUGAAACAACACCGAGAGCGAUUCCACAAAAACCACACGCUCAAGACAGUGAUGAAACAGUACACGAAACUGAUGUUCGUCCGCGACCCUUGGUCAAGACUAUUUUCCGUGUACGUGGACAAACUCUACUCCCCCAACCCGUUCUACUGGGGAUUCUGGGGGAUCAAAGCUAUCAAAAAAUUCAGGGUCGACGCCACGCAGAAGGCGCUGACCUGCGGAAAUGACGUCACGUUCAGCGAGUUCCUGAAGUUCGUGUUGCACCUGAGGAGCAUCGACAAGAACAUGGACGUGCAUCUGAACCCCAUGGCGGAGCUAUGCAAACCGUGCUCCGUCGACUACGAUGUGAUCGGGUACACCUCCACCUUCAACAGAGACCUGAUGUUCUUGCUGUCUACCCUGAACCUGACCAACGCCCAGAUUAAUUUUGAAUCUUUUGCGGACGACGUGGUGAAACAGGCGGUGGAGGACGCGGUCCUCAACCCUUUCCGAGACUGGACCAAUAAAAUCACGGCCUGCAUGACCAAAUUGGAAGCCGCUAAACGCAUCUGGAGAAAACUACAAAUCCGAAGCUUCAUCAGCUCUGAGAUUAACUUCCCAGCGAACAUCACAGAGGAGAUAAUACAAAAUAUGGACGCGUACGAUUUCAUUGAUAUUUUAUUCGAAGCCAGCCGCAGAUCAAAAUCAGACGUUAAUUUAAAACAUCAAAAAGACAACGCCCUUACUGACGCGUUCAAAGCGGUCGAUAUGAGUAUUGUUGAAGCCAUCAGAAAUAUAUACGAGUUUGAUUUUUCGUUGUUUGGGUUUGAGAGUAGGCCAAACUCUUUUUUUAGAGACGAGUCAGGAGAUCUUGAUGUCUUCAACAUCGCUAAACCGUGGAAAGUGUGAUAUACUAUAAUUUUCUAUAUCUUGUAUGAUGUUUUAUGACAAUACAUUACACUUUUACAAGCCUUUAUUUAA